Cordyceps fumosorosea ARSEF 2679 is the source of this 786-nucleotide messenger RNA. Its product is annotated as 3-hydroxyacyl-CoA dehydrogenase. The transcript has 3 exons. The coding region runs from base 1 to 786 and encodes 261 amino acids. Gene Ontology annotation, molecular function: oxidoreductase activity. The record is from RefSeq and is a predicted model, not a curated record. NCBI's taxonomy places the organism in Eukaryota, Fungi, Ascomycota, Sordariomycetes, Hypocreales, Cordycipitaceae.
AUGAAGAUUUCGAGCCACACAUUCCUGGUCUCCGGCGGCGCCUCGGGAUUAGGUCGCGCUUGUUGCGAGGACCUUGUCGCCCAAGGCGGCCAUGUUGCUGUCCUCGACCAAAACGAGGAAAAUGGACAGGAAUUCGUGAAAACCCUAGGAUCGGCUGCCCGAUUUUUUGUAUGCAAUGUCUUGGAGAGUGAGAGCAUCGCAGCCGCUGUCCAGGGCACCGUGGAAUGGGCCAAGCAGUCUGGCAAGACCAUCGGCGGUGCCAUCACUGCUGCUGGUGUCGCCCUUCCCGCGCCUAUUGUCAACCGCCACGGCACCCCCUUUAGCAUCGAUGAUUUCGACUUUGUCGUUGGCGUAAACUUGCGCGGCACCAUUGAUCUCGCCCGCCAGACUUGCGAAGCCAUGGUCAAGACCAAGCGCGAGUCCCCGGACAGCGAUCAUGGUGUCAUCAUCAUGGUCGCAUCUUCCGCUGCAUUCGACGGGCAGAACGGCCAAGUGUCGUACUCCGCCUCCAAGGGCGCCAUCCGAUCGCUCACUCUUCCCAUGGCCAGAGAUCUCGGUCGCUACGGCAUUCGCGCCAUGACCAUUGCCCCCAGUCUGUUCGAGACGGGAAUGACGAGUGCCAUGCCGGACAAGGUGCGAAAGAACCUCGAGAACACGUUUGUCUUUCCCACGAGAUCGGGUCGCGCCCCCGAGUUUGCUUCCCUUGUUCGCCAGAUUAUUGAGAACGAGAUGCUCAAUGGUGAGGUCAUUCGCUUGGACGGUGCUUCGCGUAUGCCAAAGAUUUGA